Molecule: messenger RNA, 2436 nt
Organism: Penicillium brasilianum
Lineage: Eukaryota; Fungi; Ascomycota; Eurotiomycetes; Eurotiales; Aspergillaceae
Source: the annotation of a GenBank genome assembly
AUUGUAUAUACAGUAAGGAGACAGACGAGACAUCGGAAAUUGAGCAGUGAAUGGAAAUUUAAGAUGAAAAUGACAUGAAUACAGGAAAGCAACACUUGUCCAGCGAUGUCCUUCUCGAUCUCCCGGCCUUUACCCCGGGCCUCGCCAAGCAUCACCCGCGAAAAUUUGCAGUCCGCGGCUUGAGCCCGCGUUCCCCGCAAAGUCCAGUGCAACUCGCUCCUCAUUCUGUCUAGUCCGUUCGAAAAUCUUGCCCUUUUUCACCAAUCCCACAUUGCAUCUCUUAGCUCAUUACCCCGAGAAGACUCACACCCCCCCCCUGAAGUCCGCUCGCGUGUGAUGUCCCCCCGGGUGGGUACUUGGUAGUUUUUUCUUUUAAGUCUCCGCGCGUCUCCGAGCCUUGAAAUUUUGAACGUCUCCUCCGACCCCAUUCCACCCUGCAGAAAUCCCCCACCCCUUCUUGCGACGUGCCUCCGAUCCCGUCUCACACCUGCGGAGACCACCCACGCGACAAAAGCAUGGCGGACUCCAAGGUGCACGACCCCAUUGCGCCGGCGGAGGCGGCCCCGCGCUACCCCUCUGACGGCCAUGAGGGUCAGGAGGGUUGGUCCUCCGACUCCUCGAUGAAGACGAUUAUCCAAAAUGCAAAAGCGGCGACGGAGAAGGAGCAGAGUAUGAGUUUGCUUCAGGGUAUCAAGUUGUAUCCUAAGGCGGUUGCGUGGAGUGUGCUUAUUUCGACUUGCAUUGCGAUGGAGGGAUACGAUAUCAGUUUGGUCAACAAUUUCUAUGCUUUUGACCAGUUCAAUCGCAAGUACGGCGAGCAAUUGGCGGAUGGAUCAUAUCAAGUACCGGCCAGGUGGCAAUCAGGUUUGAGCAACGGUGCCUACGUCGGCGAGAUCAUCGGUCUAUUCAUCAACGGAUGGGCUUCGGAGCGUUUUGGAUACCGUUAUACGAUCAUGGGCUGUCUCGUUCUGGUCAGCGCGUGGACGGCAAUCUUCUUUACGGCUCAGAAUGUGCAGUCUCUCCUCGCGGCGGAGAUUCUGUGUGGUGUUCCCUGGGGUGUGUUCCAGACCUUGACGAUCACGUACGCCUCCGAGGUGUGUCCCGUCGCGCUGCGUGGAUACUUGACCACCUACGUCAACUUCUGCUGGGGCCUCGGCCAGCUCAUUGGAAUUGGCGUGAUCAAGGGAAUGCUCAACCGGGAUGACCAAUGGGCCUAUCGCAUUCCAUACGGUCUGCAGUGGAUGUGGCCUCUGCCUCUUUUCAUCGGCAUCUUCCUUGCUCCCGAAUCUCCCUGGUGGUUGGUUCGACGAGGCAGAACCAAGGAUGCGAAGCGGGCUCUGGAACGACUGACAAGUGACGACCGCGAAACCGAUUUUGACGCCGACGAGACGAUCUCAAUGAUGGUGCACACUACUGCCCUGGAGGCCAAGAUUACAAAGGGCGCCAGCUAUCUCGAUUGCUUCAAGGGAACUGAUCUGCGCCGGACGGAGAUUGUCUGUAUGGUCUGGGCCAUUCAGAAUCUGAGUGGAAACUCAUUCUCGAACUAUUCCACGUACUUUCUGGAACAGGCUGGUCUCGACUCGUCCAAUGCCUACAACUUUGCCAUGGGUCAGUACGGUAUCAACAUGGUCGGUGUCUUUGGAGCGUGGUUCCUGAUGACUCUGGGAAUCGGUCGGCGUACCUUGUGUCUGUACGGUCUCUGUGGCCUGUGCGCUAUGCUUCUGGUCAUGGGCUUCCUUGGCCUUGUGCCAGAAUCUCAUCGUGAUCAGGGGUCUAUGGCUACCGGUGCGCUGAUGCUCGUUUGGGCACUUUUCUACCAGCUCAGCGUGGGUACCGUCUGCUAUUCACUUGUGGCCGAGCUUUCCACCCGACGACUCCAAAUUAAGACGGUCGUCCUCGGUCGCUGCCUGUAUAACGUUGUCGCCAUUGUCUGUGGUGUCCUCACCCCGUACAUGCUGAACCCCGGCGAGUGGGAUUGGGGCAACUAUGCGGGUUUCUUCUGGGGCGGCAUCUGCUUCUUGUGUAUUAUCUACACAUACUUCCGCGUUCCCGAGCCCCGCGGUCGCUCAUUCGCCGAAUUGGAUAUGCUCUUCGAGCGUGGUGUGAGCGCUCGCAAAUUUGCGACCACCGAGGUCGACGUGUUUGACGAGACCAUUGAAGGCCGCGUCGUUGAUGAAUACCGGGCGCAGAAGAACGCCGCCAAUGACCCUAGCCAGGUCGAGAAAGACGCUGGCACUGCAUGAUUGAUGUUGAUGCCCCGUAAUAAGCUCUCAUGUCUAUGAUGACCCUGUCGUGUUGUUGUUGUCUAGCCGGUCCUGUCUGGCUAGUUUUUGGUCUUGUCGUUGCAUUUACAUGCCCAGGAUGUAUAUAAUCAUAAAUAUCUGUAUCUACACCACUUAAUAAACCUCUAAUAAAUAUCAAUUGCUAUUCGAGCCA